CACACUAGUUACAGGGAAAACGAAAUGUAUAUGCCGGGAAAACGAAACUCAUUACGUAUGGCGCCGCACAUUGCUUCAGCUCUCAUAGUCACAAGAGGCACCAAUUCACAAAUCAUUUAACUGCAGUAAAACUGUUGAGAUGGCACAAGGAAGAGAAAGGACUCUGAUGAAUCUAUUGCUGAUAACACUGUGUCUGCAAAUCUUCACUGGUCAAUAUCAAGAUUCAGGGCAGCCCUCUGAUCUGAGGAUUGUACUGGUGGGUAAGACUGGAGUGGGGAAGAGUGCAACAGGAAACACUAUGCUGGGGAGAGAGGUGUUUAAAGUGGAGGCCAAAGCUGAUUCUGUCAUUACAAAGUGUGAGAAAGGGAGUGAAGAGGUGGAUGGGUGGAAGAUCGAUGUGAUUGACACGCCAGCACUCUUUGACCCAACAAUGAGUGCAGAUCAAAUGAAAAGGGAGCUAGAAAGAUGCAUCUACAUGUCAGUUCCAGGACCCCAUGUGUUCCUGCUGGUGAUCAGGCUGGGGAGGUUCACAGAGGAGGAAAGGAACACUGUGAAGUGGAUCCAGGAGAACUUUGGGGAAGAUGCCUCAAUGUACACCAUGGUGCUGUUCACUGGUGAAGAUCAGAUAGGGAAAAAAUCAGUUUCUGAGUUUCUGAAAGAGAGCAAGGAGCUGCGGAAACUUGUUACAAGCUGUGGGAACAGAUAUCACUCAAUCAUCAAUGUCAAGAGAAAGAACUACACUCAGGUCAGAGAGCUGCUGAGGAAGAUAGAGCAGAUAGUGGAGGAUAAUGGAGGAAUGUACUAUAACAAUGAGGAUUAUGAGACGGCACAGGAAAAGAUCAGAGAAGAGAUGUGGAAAUACUGUCCAUGGGCAGCACUUGGUGGGGCAGCUGUAAUGUUAGCCAGGGCAUUUUAUUCUUCACCAAUAUUGAUGGCAGCAGGUCUAGUUGGAGGCCUCAGCCAGGGUUACGAAUGUACUAAGGAGAUGAUUGGCCUUUAAAACACCAGGGGUAUGUUCAGUUAGUUCAACGUUUAUUAUGUUUUCGACUGUAUACUGUUCUUUAUGAUAUGUUUGCUCCAGUUUGAACUGGGUCUAAUUGGAAUUUAAUGGGGAUAUAUAGUAUAUUUACAGUAUCUAUUUAGUAGUAAAGUAGUGGCCCUUUCCUGCAGUCAAAUGACCAAAUCGCCCUCUAGUGGCCUCACAGGUGGAAUGUUGUUAAUAUUCUUCAUAAUUAAUAAACACAAAAAAACAUAAAAUCAGAAAAUCCAGUGUUUCUAUGUGAAACGGUUUUGUUGUAUUUCAGUUUUCUGUGAUGUAUUUACAGUGUAAUAUUGGGAUACAAACUCAAAAUUGAAUAUAUUUCAACUCUAUAUCUUACAUGGUACAUGUGUCUUCUUUUUUUAAAGACCAUAGCCAUGUGCGUGGGGUGUAUACUUUUGAUGCAAAGUGGAUUUUUUUUCGAGCAAAAAACACUGUGUGACCCUGAUUUAGCCCACUGCAGUAAAAUGUAAAAAUGGGGGUGUAUCACAGGAGGUUGGUGGCACCUUAAUUGGGGAGGACAGGCUCACGUUAAUGUCUGGAGAGGAAUUGGUGGAAGGAUAUCAAAUACAUCAAACAAAUGGUUUCUAUGUGUUUUGAUGCCAUUCCAUUGGCUCCGUUCCAGCCAUUAUUAUGAGCCAUCCUCCUCCACUGGGGUGUAUGUCUUUUUAUCACAGGCAGUUCUGCUACUUUACAAUUGAAAAUGGAACAGCAGAGUCAAAGGAAUGAAACCCAUAUACAGUUGAAGUCGGAAGUUUACAUACACCUUAGCCAAAUACAUUUAAACUCAGUUUUUCACAAUUCCUGAAGUUUUAUCCUAGUAAAGGAUUAUGUCAUUUAGGAUCACCACUUUAUUUUAAGAAUGUGAAAUGUCAGAAUAAUAAUAGAGAGAAUGAUUCAUUUCAACUUUUAUUUCUUUCAUCGCAUUCCCAAUGGGUCAG
Oncorhynchus tshawytscha (Chinook salmon) is the source of this 1980-nucleotide messenger RNA. Its product is annotated as GTPase IMAP family member 7-like. Gene Ontology annotation, molecular function: GTP binding. NCBI's taxonomy places the organism in Eukaryota, Metazoa, Chordata, Actinopteri, Salmoniformes, Salmonidae. The coding region runs from base 140 to 1000 and encodes 286 amino acids. The transcript has 3 exons. The record is from RefSeq and is a predicted model, not a curated record.